Impatiens glandulifera is the source of this 1666-nucleotide messenger RNA. RefSeq names its product serine/threonine-protein kinase PBL35-like. NCBI's taxonomy places the organism in Eukaryota, Viridiplantae, Streptophyta, Magnoliopsida, Ericales, Balsaminaceae. Gene Ontology annotation, molecular function: ATP binding; protein kinase activity. The transcript is spliced from 5 exons. Gene Ontology annotation, biological process: protein phosphorylation. Bases 208 to 1551 code for a protein of 447 amino acids. The record is from RefSeq and is a predicted model, not a curated record.
GGGAUUUGAAUUUCGAUUAGUCUAAUUAAUUAAUGCUCCAAAUGUAUAUAGAAAGAGAAAGAUAGAUAUAUAGAGAGAGAAGAGUCAUCUUCUUUCUUCAGCUCUCUUCCUUUACCCCCAUUUUCAUCAUCUAUCUGAUCCUCCAAACAAUUUCUGGAUUGGGUUUUUGGUUGAUUUCAAUUGGGUAUGAUUCUUUGUUUCUAAAAUAUGAAAUUAGUACCAGAUGGCGUAAGGUGCGAUGAGACAAGGAAGAAGAAGAAGAAGAAGGGUUGGUUGAAGUUUAUAAUUAAUUGCUGUUUCUCAUCAUCAUCAUCAUCAAGAUCUAAAGUGGACAGAUCGUUAAUUAAUAGUUUAAGCAGUAUUAAUCACUCUGAGAAGAAGAAGAAGAAGAAGUCUGUUAAUGGGGAAAUUGAUAAUGAGGAGAGUAAUAAUUCAUCAUCAACAUCAUCAUUAAAAGAGGAAGUGAAAGUGAAGGUUUCUUGUGAUGUUAGAAAAUUCAUGUUUAUGGAUCUGAAAAUGGCAACUAGAAACUUCAGGCCGGAGAGUUUACUUGGGGAAGGUGGUUUUGGUUGUGUAUUCAAAGGUUGGAUUGAAGAGAAUGGAACUGCUCCUGUUAAACCUGGAACUGGUUUAACUGUUGCAGUUAAGACCCUUAAUCAUGAUGGACCACAGGGUCAUCAAGAAUGGUUGGCUGAAGUCAAUUUUCUAGGCAAUCUUGUUCAUCCAAAUUUGGUUAAAUUGAUUGGUUAUUGUAUUGAAGAUGAUCAAAGGUUGCUUGUUUAUGAGUUUAUGCCUCGUGGUAGUUUGGAGAAUCAUCUUUUUAGGAGAGCUCUUCCACUUCCAUGGUCGAUUCGAAUGAAAAUUGCUCUUGGUGCGGCUAAGGGUCUUGCUUUUCUUCACGAAGAUGCUGAAAAUCCAGUCAUUUAUCGCGAUUUCAAAACCUCCAACAUCCUAUUGGACUCGGAUUAUAACUCUAAGCUUUCGGAUUUUGGUCUCGCGAAAGAUGGUCCUCAAGGGGAUAAGACCCAUGUUUCUACUCGUGUAAUGGGUACUUACGGUUAUGCUGCCCCUGAAUACGUAAUGACAGGGCAUCUUACUUUGAAGAGUGAUGUAUAUAGUUUUGGGGUAGUCUUGCUCGAAAUGGUGACGGGUAAGAGAUCAAUGGAUAAGAGCCGACCAAACGGGGAACAUAACUUGGUGGAGUGGGCUAGGCCACAUUUGGUCGACAAGAAGAGGUUCUAUAGACUUGUAGAUAAUCGGCUUCAAGGCCACUUCUCAAUAAAAGGCGCACAACGAGCCACACAACUAGCAGCCCGGUGCCUCAGCCGCGACUCGAAAGCUAGGCCACUAAUGAGUGAAGUUGUUGAAGCCUUGAAACCUAUACAAAACCUUAAAGAUAUGGCUAGCUCCACUUGUUACUACCAGAAAACACCUCGAUCUGAUCAGGGUCGAAAUGGGCUUCCAACUCGAGCUGGUUCAAUGCCCAGAAAUGCGUUCCAGCGUUCCCCAUAUAAUCAUCAACAUUCCCCUAAACCAAACGGUAAAACAUAACACUGACUAAUGAAAAUCGGGUAAACUAUCAUCAACUUAUUUGUAAUUUGGGAGACAACCCGAAAGUCUUUUUUCAGAAAAUAAAUACAAGAAAUCAGAAACUGAUUCUGUUUGC